AUGGAACAAACUUUACAGGAUGCCUUGGAGUGGGUGAAUGAUAUUAUUGAGUCUGUCCAGCAGCAGCCCCCUCCAGCGAGACCCGCAUCCAGUGGGGGAAAAUCUAUUCAGGAAAAACUGUAUGAGAUUUAUUUGGAGGAAUGCGAGAAAGAGCCUGAAACAGAGGGCCUUCGAAGCAAUGCCAACUUGCUAAGAAAGCUUAUGGAGAGAGAGGCGCUGCCGUGUUUAGUGGUCAACCUGCAUGCGGAAAAUCAGGGCUAUUCUCUCCUGCUCAAGGACAAAGACGGAGCCCUUAUAGAGCCCUUUCCAGUGCCCUAUGUAGGACAGCAACUGUACAAAUAUUUGGAGGCUGAAGAGUUGCAUCCUUUUCUGAUCGAUGCCCUGGAAAAAUCCCCUGUGAAUGUGUUUCACCAUGGCUGUGUCAUAGCAGAAAUCCGAGACUACAGGCAGUGCAGUGCUAACUACCCUCCUAGGGAGCCUGGUGAAGAGCCUGCUGUGUCAUCUACAGUGUCCUCGCCUGCUUACCAAAUGCGUCACGUUCUCUUACGUCCAACGAUGCAGACGCUAGUGAGUGACGUGGAGUCCAUAGCAAGAGACAACAGUCAGUGGACCCAGGAAGAAAAACGUGACCUUGGGGGCCAAAUGAUCCUGGCUACAGCAGAGCCACUGUGUCUGGACCCCUCUGUUGCUGUGACCUGCACGGCCAAGAGACUGCUGUUUAAUGAGCAGAAGAUGAACACUGACCCCAUGAGACAAUGCUUUAAGAGGCAUGCUGCAUGCUCUCUGGAUCCACAAGGGGUACCAUCUGGGUGUGUGUGUCCGCCUGACUCCACAAAAAUGAGUCCUUUCAAAAAGCAGGCACAAAUGAGAGCAGAUAACGCAUCUGAGCUGAAGAUUGGUGAAGCCGAGCCAUGGAAGCAGACCCUCUGUGAACUGGCGGUGCCUUCAGAAAUGGACAUGCCUUCUCUGUCCUUUGAUGAGUCAGAACCAACUGUCUCUGCAGUUCCUGAGGUAAAAUAUGAUUGUAUGUUUGAUUUUGAGGAUGACAGGCCAUUCUGGGAUAUGAGUCCAAGUAUCAUGAAGACCCUUGAUGGUCCACUUUUCGCUGAUGAAAUAGAGUCUCCUCCAGAGGGCAGAAGUGAUAGCACCAUGGAUUUCCCUCCCAUGUCCCUGAGUGAUUAUGUAGAUGAGUUCAUGGCUGGGAUAGACCCUGAGCCUACAAAGACAGUGGAUGUGUGCCAAGAGCCUGUCCAGAGCCAAGCCAGGUGUCCAGAUAAGAUGCCACAGGGGUUUGGUAGCUCAGUCUGCCUUCCUCAACCCUCCCCAGGGAAGAAGCCCACAACCAGCUUAGUGUUAUCCUCAGGGUUAGAGAAGGAAAGCAGACCCCCUCUGCCAGGACAGGGCUCCUCAGCUGUCAGUCCCAUGACACCACAGGCUGGCCAAGGCCUACCACCUGCUCCUAAAGCAGCCACUGAAGUUCCGCAGACCCCUGUGAAAAUGAGCAGGGUUAGCACCCUUCCUCCGGCUAUCAAACACAAAGCUAGGUCAUCAGAAAAGAACCCCCAGAUCCAACCCACCACCAGCACCACUAGUAUGAGUGUGAUCCGUAUAAGGUCUCUGCCAAACCCUUCUGGGUUGGUGGGGAAUUCAACCCAGGUCCUAGACAGCUCCAGUAGUGCCCGAGGUGCUGAGGGAAUCACUCCAAGUAGCCUUCUACCAAACAGAGAGCAGGUACCUGGGCCAGCACAGAGACCUGUGAAGCCACCUAUGCAACUCAUUAUAAAUAAUACAGCAAGUCCCCUAACCGUGAGGCUUCCCCCUGGUUCUAUCAUUUUGCGCCCACAGCCUAAAAAGUCAUCCCAGGGACAGCUGCAGCAGCCACAGCAAAUAUAUGUAUUGAUUCCAAAACAGCAUCAACCACCCAAGGCCACUGUUCCCCCACAGCGACAGCCAUUGCCACCAGCUUCCUCCCAAGGGUCUAACCAUCAGCAGGUGUCCUUGCCAGCUCAGCAAACUAGUCAGGUUAACACUGAGCAAACUGCUCACCUUAACACUGGGAGAAGCAGAGUGGUUCAACAGACCCAGACAUCAGUGGUGUGUGGGGUGGGUCCCACCCAGCAUAGUGACAGGCAGAGUGCUCCUUCCCAGGGCUUCCAGCUCUCUGCUACCCUGGUAGAGCAGGGGCAGACUCAGACCCAGAAUUUGCAGUUGAGAAUCAUACCACGCCUAAUGACUGUGUCCACAGAAGACAUUCAGCAGUCUGACUGUGGACCCGCACAUGGGGAACCCAGUGAGAGCAGAACAGGAGGGCCACCAAACACCCCAAAGUCCUAA
This is a messenger RNA of Mesocricetus auratus (golden hamster), 2334 nucleotides long. RefSeq names its product transcription factor SPT20 homolog. The transcript has a single exon. Gene Ontology annotation, biological process: regulation of transcription by RNA polymerase II. Gene Ontology annotation, molecular function: transcription coregulator activity. NCBI's taxonomy places the organism in Eukaryota, Metazoa, Chordata, Mammalia, Rodentia, Cricetidae. Bases 1 to 2334 code for a protein of 777 amino acids. Gene Ontology annotation, cellular component: SAGA complex. The record is from RefSeq and is a predicted model, not a curated record.